GAGCUAACAACGAACUCAUGUCGCCGUCGUCAUCAGCGGCAGUUGUGCCAAGCCACGCUCGAAAUCGUGGGUCAUCUAACGCAACACCCAUACCAGAUGCAUCAUCGACCAGACCAUCAAGAAUAUCAUCAAGACCUGGUUCACCAGCGGACACAUCUGCUCUCUCUUCUGCGCCGACACCGCAUUAUACUGUGUUCAUCAGACUUCCAUUCGCUCGAGGCGAUUUUCAAGAUCCCGCACCUACCAACUGGACUGCUGCCAAAGAUCGACAACUAUGGAAACUCAUAUCGAAGUCGCAGUCUGGAGACUUGAACUGGGCUGGGCUGAGCCAAGAAUUUGAUGUUGAGCUUAACUUUCUGUUGAUGCAAGCAGCAUGGCUGUCAGAACGGCAUAUGGAGAGGAUGCGACGCCAAGUCACUAAAAUUGGUGGCGCCGCAGCAGGUGAAGGCACUACUGGGAGCGGCACAGGAAGCUCCGUGGGUGGUGUGAAAAUGGAAAGGACCGCAAGUCGAGAGUCCAAACUACGAUCAGGGUCGACCUCCACAGCUGUCAGACGUGGAAGUCCUUCGUACCCUAUCGGAAAUGAGGAACCCGGCUCUCCCAUUACUGACGGGCCACGAGCUGGUCUGCCGCCCAUGUCGCGCACCCCAUCUUCAGCCACAGUGACGCAGAGUAAACUGGCCGGAUCGCGAAUGCAGCAGCCACGAUCGAGAGGUUUGCGAAGCUCGAGCGGAUCAACGAGAAAGCCACGCCCCGCGAGUUUUGCUGAGUCCAUCGCGACUGCGAGAGCUGAAUACUACGAAGACGCAGUCGAGCAAGGAGGCCACUCCGACUCGGGCUCAGAUUCAGAAGAUGAACCUCCCUCGGCGCUAGCACGAAGUCAAGCUUUCCGUCGUCCACCUCCUACGAGCAGGAAGGUCAAACCUACGCUCGCCGAUCUAGCGUCGGAGGGAGACGACGAAGAGCUUGGUGAUUAUGACGAUGACGACGAGAGCUCAAAUGGAGGUCAUUUGCCAUUCGCCGCCGCAGUAGCUUCCAAACCUGUUGAUCCAGCUGCUACGCUCAGGAAGAACUCGCCGAAAAUGUCAUCAGUGCAACCAGGACCGGCAACAUCCAAAGCAACAAAUCGAACUCCAAAAACGCGAUUAGAGUGGGAUCGAGAGCGUGACCUUCCCACCCUCACCAACACAACCGCUUCAUCUCAAUCUUCAGCUAGCUCUGCUGCCGCUCUUCCUGGUCCCUCUUCGAAUGUCUCGAGACGUAGAGCUUCAUAUGAUUCCUCUUCCUCCGCAGCAGCACCGAAGAGACAUGGACCAGCAGCACAUCCUCUAUCGCCUCGUCAUCGCGCGCAAGUGGCGAGUUUGAGUCCGCAAAGCAAAGCCAGCGGAAGUCCGAGUAUGGGAAGUAGUUUUUCAGACUUGGACGACGCGAGUGUCACGCAGAGUGCGUUGGAAGAGGCACUCAUGAGUAACAUGAGGGCGCAGGGAGGGAGUACUAUGGCGAGUAGAAUGAGCACUCUGAGGGAUGUGCUAGGAAGAGGUGCAGGAAGAGGUUAAGUACCUAUCAUCAUUGUCGUAUACUCGGGUCCAUCGACGCAGAAGCAUAAGUCUUGAGUGGAGAAAGAAGAGAGGGGCCGGCUGGCUGGCCAGUAUAGAUGAGAUGAGAGUCGCACAGUCAUUGAGUUGCAUCUUUUGUUUUUCUGGACAUACAGGUAACUAGGUUAGGUGGGUAGGUACUGCCAAUGACAACAGCAACAGCAUACGAG
Messenger RNA from Sphaerulina musiva SO2202, 1765 nucleotides. RefSeq lists its product as uncharacterized. The transcript is spliced from 2 exons. Gene Ontology annotation, biological process: autophagosome assembly. Gene Ontology annotation, cellular component: phagophore assembly site. Lineage: Eukaryota; Fungi; Ascomycota; Dothideomycetes; Mycosphaerellales; Mycosphaerellaceae. The coding region runs from base 18 to 1556 and encodes 512 amino acids. The record is from RefSeq and is a predicted model, not a curated record.